AUGUCGGUACCAAAGUCUUGUACCAUUUUGGUGGCUGGCGGUGACCCUGCUGGUUCAUAUGCUGCAGCAGCGUUGGCCCGUGAGGGCAAUGAUGUUGUGCUUCUCGAAGCGGAUCAACAUCCUCGCUACCAUAUCGGCGAGAGUAUGCUUCCGUCGUUGAGACCACUCUUGCGCUUCAUUGAUCUUGAAGACAAGUUCGACGCCCAUGGAUUUCAGAAAAAGCUCGGUGCUGCUUUCAAGUUAACUUCAAAGCGCGAAGGAUACACCGAUUUCAUCGCAGCCCACGGGCCUAGAGGAUACUCCUGGAACGUCGUACGCUCCGAAUCAGACGAAAUCCUCUUCAACCAUGCUCGCGAAAGCGGCGCCCAGGCCUUCCAGGGCAUCAAGAUAAACUCCAUCGAAUUCGAACCAUACGAGGAAGAAUACCCCAACGGUGAAAAAGUGUCCAAUCCCGGGAAACCCACGUCCGCAAAAUGGUCGUCCAAGGAUGGCAGUUCUGGGGACAUCACCUUCAAGUAUUUGGUGGACGCGACGGGUCGGAUUGGCAUCAUGUCCACAAAGUAUCUCAAGAAUCGACACUACAACGAGGGUUUAAAAAACCUGGCCAUCUGGGGUUAUUACAAAAACAACAUACCUUGGGCGCAAGGCACGCCGAGAGAGAAUCAGCCUUUCUUUGAAGGCAUGCGAGACGGUGCUGGCUGGUGCUGGACCAUUCCUUUACACAACGGCACAGUCUCGGUCGGGGCAGUUAUGCGAAAAGACAUCUUCUCUGAGAAGAAGAAGAAUCUUGGGGAUAAUGCCACUAACACCCAAAUAAUGGCCGAAUGCAUGAAACUAUGUCCAACAAUAGGAGAACUGCUCGCACCAGCCGAAUUGGUAUCAGACAUCAAGCAAGCUACAGAUUAUUCGUACAGCGCAACCGCCUAUGCUGGACCUAACUUCCGCAUCGUUGGAGACGCAGGCUGCUUUAUUGAUCCAUUCUUCUCCUCGGGUCAUCACUUGGCCGUUGCUGGUGCACUUGCGGCUGCCGUCUCCAUAAACGCAUCCAUCAAAGGUGAUUGCACCGAGUACGAAGCUUCCAGAUGGCAUGCAAAGAAGGUGGACGAGGGUUACACCUUGUUCCUGCUCGUAGUCAUGGCUGCCCUCAAGCAAAUCAGGAUGCAAGAGAAUCCAGUCCUGAGCGAUGUUGACGAAGACGGCUUUGACAGGGCAUUCCAGUUCCUCAGACCAGUUAUCCAAGGUUCGGGCUCUUCAGAGGCGGUUAAGAAGUUCACAAAGGAGGAUGUUGCGCAAACGAUUGACUUUGCUGUGCAUGCGCUCAAUAACAUGGCGGAACUGGACAUGGAUAUCCCGGAACACAUGAUCAAUGGGGACAAGGAUGGUGAAAAAGGCGUGACGAAUGGUCACAAUGGGACUGCAAAGACAGCUGGACUUGCGUCAAACAUGGAAAAGCUCACGAAUGAUGAGGAGAAGGUUCUGAAUGGCCUUCGUAUUCUUGGCAAGGCUGCGCCUGGAGGAACUCUGGCGGACUUUGAGGGUACUGCAAUUGAUGGAUUGAUGCCGAGAUUGGAAUAUGGUAAACUGGGUCUCAACAGAGUUUGA
Molecule: messenger RNA, 1602 nt
Organism: Pochonia chlamydosporia 170
Lineage: Eukaryota; Fungi; Ascomycota; Sordariomycetes; Hypocreales; Clavicipitaceae
Product: radH flavin-dependent halogenase
Exons: 6
Coding region: 1-1602 (533 amino acids)
Molecular function (GO): monooxygenase activity
Source: RefSeq, a predicted model, not a curated record